AUGACCACAUACCUCGUUAAUGACGGCGACCUCGCUGUUCUAAAGGGCAUGACCAUUGUUAUCAUUGGAGGCACGACAGGUAUAGGACGAGCUGCUCUGGAAGCGGCUGUCGAACAGGGGGCGAAUGUCAUCCUUGGCGACUGGAACGAGAAGGAGGGAACUUCCCUCACGGAUACACUAGGAGAGCGCAUACUUUUCAGGAGCUGCGAUGUGUCGAACUGGGAUAACAUCUUGGAUCUAUUCGAAGCUGGCUACAACAAGUUCGGAGUGAUCCACAGCGUUCUAUCCAAUGCUGGUAUUAACACAAAUGAGGAUCUGCUCGAGGACGUAACAGAGGCACAGACUGGUCGUCUUAAACCACCAUCUCUCAAGUCUAUCGACGUCAAUCUGGUUGGACAGCUUUAUGUCACCAAAAUUGCACUUCAUUACUUCUCCAAAUGGCCAGAAACGCGGUGUCAACUAGUCUUGACGUCUUCUGCCGGGGCAUUCUUCCCUGCUCCUCCGAUUUACACGUACUGCACCGCAAAAGCCGGAGUGGUCGGGUUGAUGCGCGCGCUACGCUCCGAAACUCUCAAGAGGAAUGUCACGAUUAACACGGUAGCUCCUUGGCUCACAGUUACCCCCAUGCUGCUUGCGGACUGGCUUGCUAGCUGGACAUUGCCGAAGAACACACCAUUGGGUGUCGCUAAGGCACUUUUCCUGCCCAUCAUAAGGCCAGACCUUAAUGGAAAGUCAUUUUUCGUCUCUGGAGAUGAAAUCACUGAGUUUGAGGAUACACUGGCCAAGGCAGAGCCUGAGUGGAUGGGUCAGCCUUUAUGUGAAAAUGUUCGCGAGGGCCAGCGUAUUCUAUUGGGCGAGAAGUAG
Messenger RNA from Fusarium proliferatum ET1, 864 nucleotides. RefSeq lists its product as uncharacterized. The transcript has 3 exons. The record is from RefSeq and is a predicted model, not a curated record. Gene Ontology annotation, molecular function: oxidoreductase activity. The coding region runs from base 1 to 864 and encodes 287 amino acids. Lineage: Eukaryota; Fungi; Ascomycota; Sordariomycetes; Hypocreales; Nectriaceae.